This is a messenger RNA of Octopus bimaculoides (California two-spot octopus), 609 nucleotides long. Its product is annotated as transcription elongation factor, mitochondrial. Gene Ontology annotation, biological process: transcription elongation by mitochondrial RNA polymerase; mitochondrial transcription. The record is from RefSeq and is a predicted model, not a curated record. Gene Ontology annotation, cellular component: mitochondrial nucleoid. Gene Ontology annotation, molecular function: DNA polymerase processivity factor activity. NCBI's taxonomy places the organism in Eukaryota, Metazoa, Mollusca, Cephalopoda, Octopoda, Octopodidae.
UUUGUUUGUUUCUGUCUCCCAAACAGUCUAUAACAAGUCUUGUAGCCUUAGACAUUCAGACUGAUCGUAUCACAUGGUUGAAGAUGUCUCGAAACCUUGAUGUAGUCGACUGGAAUCAAACAAUGAUUUUCAAUAAGCUCUAUAUGAAAUAUGAUGUUACUGCAUACUUUGAAAAGAUUCAUAAUUGCAUUGAAAACCUACCUAAGGCAAGUAUAUACACCCUGGAGAAUAAGACCUACCGCUACCCAAGUCUACGAGUCGUACCAUUUGUUGUCAGUCUGCGAACCAUCGAAUCAAUGUUGGUGACCAUGUUAAACCAUAACUACAACGUGGACAAAACUCAUCGUGUUUACACCAUCAGGCCCAAUGCCAUUAACAGACUCUUUAACCUGUCCAUCGGUGGUGAACGAGUGAGUGGGCAACACAUAUUCAGAGACAUCAUCAACCACAAAAGAACAUACUGUGACCUUGACGUAAAUAUAUCUAAGCCGCUCUCCGACCGCUUCUUCCAGUACGAUACAGUGCAGCAAGAAAAGAUAACCUGUUGCUUACUACAAGCUCUAUCAUUUUAUAAAUUAAUUAUUCUCAAUAAAUGAAUCUUUUAUUUCA